GACUGCGUCUGCGAUUGCGACUGCGAUUGCGAUUGCGUCUGCGAUUUUGAUUGCGACUGGCUACUGUCCAAUCACGAUUACUGCUGCCGCGGUGGCGCAGUUUACGCUUUUCGUUGAUCGGAAUUCGUGUGACCUGUCACAACAGACCGAACAGACCAACGGAAAGCCGCGUUGUUCACUGAUCUAUAUUAUAACUAGAUUAGUGGCGUUGUUACAUUUAUAUGCGAUAAUAUGCGGCGUAGCUUUUCUCGAUACCUUUGCCGAUGCCGCCGCGUUGUAUCUCCUGAAAGAAAGGCUAACUGAGUGAAUCGUUUUCCUGAUCGCCGACAUAGAGCUCACCGACGACAAUUUGGUAACGUUGAGCGAAUAUCUGAAAUACACACUCAGCCCAGACGUCCAGCCGAGAAGUUUCUGGAGUCGGUGGAAGUCAAUCAGAAUUAUCCUUUACUACUACUUCAUUUGGUGGACAAGUCUGAGAUUAACAUCACGAUUAGGAUUGCCGGCGCAGUUGCAUUUAAAAGAAUUAUGUUAAGCGCAACUGGAAAGUGAAGGAGGAUUCAGUGGAUUGUAUACAUGCCCAAGACAGAGAUGCCGUCAAGAAACUAAUCGUUAAUCUGAUGUUAUAUUCACCAGAUUCGAUACAAAAGCAGUUGUCUGAUGCAGUAUCUAUCAUUGGAAAAUAUGACUUUCCAAACAAGUGCCCAGAAUUGAUUGAUCAGAUGGUAGAGAAGUUCAACACUGGCGAUUUUCAUGUGAUCAAUGGAGUCCUACACACGGCGCAUUCCUUAUUUAAGAGAUAUAGAUACGAAUUUAAAAGCGGGAGCCGCGGCAUCGGCAAAGGUAUCGAGAAAAGCUUGGUGAUAUUCGUUUGCAUUUGGCGCAAGGCCUUGGAAGAUUAUUGCCAGGAUUGGUGGGCCAGAUACCCGAAGCAAACGCGAAUCACUUGAGAAAUUAUCUCCAAACUGCUGGUAUUACUGUUGCAUAAUACGAGCUAGAUGUUCAAAACAAACUAAAAAUCCAUUUGAUAGCUCAAAAAAUGAACAAUAUUGAACUUAACAAAUUGUAAUUAAAGAAGAAUCCUUUUUAUACAGCGUCAUCCUCAGGAAAUAUGGAUCCAAAUUACUUACAGCGAUUGAGAAUAAAUAUAAGAAAGAAAAAGAAAAUAUGCGCAUUGUUGGGAUUUUUGAUUAUAAAUCAUUAUUACGAGAGUAAUCUUCGUCGCAGAACAACAUGGGUGAAGCCAUGGGUGGCAAGGAGAAAGGACCAAGGUUGUCAUCACAAUCUUUUUUUAGAAUUGCAGUUAGAGGAUCCAGAUAAAUUUCGAAGAUGUCUUCGAAUGAGUGCAGAUAUAUUUGAAGAUCUUGUUACCAAGGUAACACCUUUAAUUCAGAGACAAGACACGCAUCUCAGAGAAAGCAUUUCACCUGCUGAGAGGCUGUCAGUAACAUUACGUCACUUAGCAACUGGUGAAUCUCAAGAGUCCCUUUCAAUGAAUUUUAGACUUGGACAGAGUACCAUUUCAGGGAUAAUAAAAGAUACAUGUCGUGCUUUAAAAAUUGUCCUUCAAGAUGACUACCUACAAAUGCCUGAUUCUGAAGAUGCGUGGGAAGUGGUGGCUCAAGAUUUUGCAGAUAGAUGGAAUUUUCCACACUGUCUUGGAGCCAUGGAUGGCAAACAUUGCCGCAUUGAUCCACCUUUACAAUCUGGGUCUCUGUAUUACAACUAUAAAGAGACGUUUAGUAUUGUUUUGCUUGCUCUUGUUGACGCUCAACUUAGAUAUAUUUACAUCGAUGUCGGUACUAAUGGCCGAGUAUCUGAUAAAGGAGUGUGGAACAAAUGCACAUUCAAGAACCUCCUGGACAGAAAUAAACUCAAAAUUCCUGAGCCAAGCCCUCUACCAGAAACUGACAACGAUUUUCCGUUUGUUAUCGUAGGAGAUGAAGGUUUCACAUUAUCUGAAACGGUACUUAUACCUUUUCCUAAAGAACAAUGUUCGGGAAACAGAGAUAAAAGAACUUUUAACUAUAGAGUGUCUCGUGCCAGAAGAUGCUCCGAAAAUGCAUUUGGCGUCAUGGGCAGUCGUUUCCAAAUUUUCAGAUCUCCAAUGAGAUAUGAUCCGGACGAUGCCCGUGAUAUUAUAAUCGCAAUAUGCUGUUUGCACAAUAUGCUUCGCACUGAUGUUAUUGGUCGUGCCAUGUACACACCAUCAUCAUAUAUAGAUGUAGAAAAUGAAGAGGCAGGACAUCUUUGUCCUGGUGACUGGAGGAAUGAACAGGCCCGAGGCUUGGUAAACUUUCGAAAUCAAGGAGGCUAUCGACAUGCGAAUCGCGCUUUAGCUUUACGAGAAAUGUGGUGUGAAUAUUUCAACGGUGUGGGAGCAGUGCCAUGGCAGGAUAGAGCUGUGGAUCAUUAAAUAACUAAAUAGCUGAAGAAAGCAUGGAUUUAACAGCUGCCUUUAGAUUAUAUCCCUGUCAAGCAGCCAGUCUUCGCCAGUCUUCAUUGAGACUGAUCGGGGCACAAAAGAGAAGGUCAGGUUCUUCGACACAGCUGGGCUGGAAUCUCUACAGAGCAAUAUAAAUAAUCAGCAGCUUCCACGACACUAUCUUGGCUUCGCCGACGGCUAUGUCCUGUUGUACGACACUGGCAAACCCGAAUCUCGAUGUGCUCUUCCCGCUGAAGAAGGACAUCAACAAGAAUAAGGAUAAGAAGGAGAUAACUGUGAUCGUGAUUGGUAAUUGAACGACGAAAACCGAUACCGGGUUGAAUAACUUGGAGAACACUGUGAGCAAAGCGGCUAACUGGUGCACCAGAGAGAAAGUUAAGCAUUACGAUGUGAAUACCAUGAAUAGACCUACUCUAUUUGAGGCAUUCGUGCAUUUGUCGUCUAAGCUCUUAAUCCUCCCGCUAAUAAAAGGUACAUUUUCGCAAUUAAGUAUGGGUAGGAAGACUGUCAAGACCGAAGCGCAGUGAUGCUUGGUUAGAAAUUUAAUCAAUGUUGAUUCGGAUAACAGCAAUAUGAGUCCCUUGUGAAUUUUGUACUCAGAUAUAAUGUAUUUAACGAUAGUUAAACGCUACAAUAAAGAUAUGUUUUGAGAUCUCAAUGGUA
Messenger RNA from Temnothorax curvispinosus, 3106 nucleotides. RefSeq names its product protein ANTAGONIST OF LIKE HETEROCHROMATIN PROTEIN 1-like. NCBI's taxonomy places the organism in Eukaryota, Metazoa, Arthropoda, Insecta, Hymenoptera, Formicidae. The record is from RefSeq and is a predicted model, not a curated record. The transcript has 8 exons. The coding region runs from base 1109 to 2413 and encodes 434 amino acids.